This is a messenger RNA of Trichoderma harzianum CBS 226.95, 1865 nucleotides long. RefSeq lists its product as hypothetical. The coding region runs from base 256 to 1578 and encodes 440 amino acids. NCBI's taxonomy places the organism in Eukaryota, Fungi, Ascomycota, Sordariomycetes, Hypocreales, Hypocreaceae. Gene Ontology annotation, molecular function: phosphoric diester hydrolase activity. Gene Ontology annotation, biological process: lipid metabolic process. The record is from RefSeq and is a predicted model, not a curated record. The transcript has a single exon.
CCCCGUGGCGGAAGCGCCCCUCGGCACGGCUUCCGGUCCUUGCAGCCGGUGAUUCCAUACCGCUGCGCAUCCAUUGUCGGACAUCGGAAAUAUCCCUUUUUUGGCUCAUUUGUCGACAUCAUUGUCGAGGCUGAAUCUUUAAUUUGUCGAUAAGAUAUUAUAACGUAUCAAGUUUGGGCUGUGCAGUUGGAAGAGGUCGGAUAAGGCAGGCUUGAGCACACAGGCUCAACCUCAACACCAACUCAUUCUCACAACAUGAGAGUCCCUUACGCUGCCCUCGGCACACUGGCGCUGCUGUUAGAGGCCGCUGGUGCGCAAAAGGUAUCGUACUCAGACACAUCAGGACUUUCCUUUUACCAGGGCACCAAGACGCAGCGUGUGGGCGGCGACCCCAUACCCACGGGCGCCUAUACGACAUAUCGCUCCAAGAUCACCCUCACAGGCGCGGCCAGCUCCAAAACCCGCUCGGGUCCCAGCUCCGGGACCAGCUCCAGCUCCGUCACCGUCAGCUUCCCGACCGGCUCGCUCACCACGGCGGCCAAUCUCACGGCGACGGCCUCAGCACCCCCGGAGCCGACAAACACGCAGCCCUGCAACAACCAUGUCGAGCUGUGCAAGCGCAAGUUCAGCAACAUCACGCAGGUCGGCUGCCACAACUCGCCCUUUGUGCGGCCGGGCAACUCGGGGUCGAACCAGGAGCUGCCCGUCAAGACGCAGCUGGAUGAUGGUGUGCGUUUCCUGCAGGCCCAGAUGCAGUUCCCAGCCAACAGCUCGGUGCCGCACUUUUGCCAUACGACGUGUGAUCUCCUCGAUGCCGGGCCCAUCACCGACUGGCUGAGCCAGGUAGCAGAAUGGGUGGACGCUCAUCCGUACGACGUCGUCACCGUCCUGCUGGAGAAUGGCAACUAUUCGGACCCAUCCAUCUACGUGCCGUAUAUCGAGCAGACGGGCAUCCUCAAGUACACCUUCGUGCCCACCGUCUUCCCCAUGAGCCUGUCGGACUGGCCCACGCUGGAAAACAUGAUCAUUCACGGCAACCGAGUUGUCAUGUUCCUCGACUACAAGGCAAACCAGACGGCCUACCCCUGGCUGAUGGACGAGUUCUCGCAGAUGUGGGAGACGCCCUUUGACCCCGUGGACCGCACGUUUCCCUGCACCGUUCAGCGUCCUCCGGAUCUGUCCACCGAGGCGGCGGAGGACCGACUGUACCUGAUGAACCACAACCUCAACGCCGAGUUCAACGUCUUCAGCCUCGAGCUGCUAGUGCCAGCCGUCUCGCUGCUCAACGAGACCAACGCAGCUGAGGGUUACGGCAGCGUAGGCCUGGCCGCCAACAACUGUCGUAGCGACUGGGGCCGCGCGCCCAACGUCCUCAACGUGGACUAUUAUAACUACGGCACGCCGGCGGGGUCCGUAUUCGAGGCGGCUGCGAGACUCAACAACGUCACGUACAACAACACGUGCUGCGGCAAGGUCCAGGCGAGCGGUGCUUCGGUUCUUAUGGGUGGUGCAAGAGGAGUGUUUUUGAGUUGGGCCGGCGUCGUGGCCUUUGCUGCGUCAGCAUUAUUGAUGUUGUAAUAAUCCAUCAAACCGCCUUUUUCGUCUGCUUUUAUUAUUUAGUUUUUUCCUGGCAUGUUACAUGAAACAGCUUCAUUUCCUUUUUAUGUUGUUUUUAUAUCUCGGAAUUAGCACCGACAUUUGGUUCGGGGGAACAUGGCGCGGCAUUGAAUUGAAUUGGGAGUUCUCGGCAAUGGGAAGAAAGAAGAUUACGACACGGACUUGUCACUUGUUAUGGAAACUUGAACCUAGACAUUUUAGCUCACUCAGCAAAGGGUUUUGCCGCACAUUAAUAGAAUAAAGAGUUG